GUGUUGAAUUACAGAAGGAAGAAAACCGACAGGGUUUCUUUCGUUGUUUGUUUCUUUCCUUUUUGUUCUUUUAUUUUACGUUUUGCUUACGUGUUGUGUGAGUGGCUGAACGAAUGGGGAAGUUUUGUGCGCGCGUUAAUCCUUGAGCGAGAAGUGACUCCGACGUGCGACUACCGGCGACGCGACUCGGUGACGUAGUGAUUUCAGCGAAAGAGAUCUCUCUUUAAAAGUCACUCUCCCAACUGACCGCGCAGAAACUCUGGAAUAAAGCUCCCGCCGUGUGACCGCGCUGUACCCGUCUUUUGAUAGCACUACGAGGCCUUAAAGGUCAUCAGAAACGAGCACAAUGCAACUCACCCUACAGUUGUGCGUGUUCACCUUAUUAACGCUGUCCGCCACUCUCCUUCAGCUUUCUUCUGGUGCACCUGCCACCACCGAUGUCAGCGAAGGCGUUCAGAUCAGCAUCAAGCUUCCGGAAGGGGACGAAGUCGUGAAGACGGAUGUGCCUAAACGGUCCGCCAUUCCCGCGUGCCUACGACAGCAACCAGGAACCGUUGAAGAUGAAAAUGGACUGGUGGUUUCGGCUGACGCCUUCACAAAUUGCGCCAAAACAGAACUGACGAGGCUUCAGACUGAGAUCAACAAUCCCGACACUGACGAUUCUUCUGAAGAAGCUCCUGAAGAUGACGAUGCACCGCCAGUUAAGAAAGAGAAAGAAGCGGAUGUGCCAGAGGCCAAACCAGCCACCAAGGAAGAAGCACAUCCCGAAGAGAAGCCCCCGCAGAAGGAAACAGAAUCUGCACCCAAGCCUGAAUCUGCAGCCAAGCCUGAAUCUGCAGCCAAGCCUGAAUCUGCAGCCAAGCCUGAAUCCGCAGCAAAGCCCGGAUCCGCAGCCAAGCCAGUCUUUGCUCCGCCACCAAAGAUACCAGACCUGACCAGCAUCACGGACGCGUUCGCCGAAGUUAAGCCGAUCUCUCAGGAUCCCAGCGUGCUGGGAGAAAUUGUCAAGAUCCUGCAAGUCAUCUUCGACUUCAAGCGCGUCUUGAACGACAUGCAGCGCAUCCUGCACGGAGACCUCAAGGGUGUUCUUCGGGAGUACCCAGAGAGGGCACGAGGAUUCUUCAAGCUUGUCCACAACCUUCAUCACAGGUUCAAGGGUGCUGCGCACAAGGUCGAGGUUGUCCAGAGAUCCAGCAACAAGGAGAGCAAGUACUACGGUGUCCUGGACAGCCUGCACAAGUACCUGAGCGCCGCCGCCACCUCAUCCGAAGAUCUCCCCAACGCGGUGUCCCUGGUCAGCACCGUCGACGCCCUCCGCACCGUCGCCAUAGAACUGCAGCACCAGGCAUCGGCCGUCGCCGGCCGAUCCUCCGCCGCCGCCAUCGAAGAAGCGCCCAAGGCAUCCGACUCCGAAUCUUCGAGGGUCCUCAACGACAUCAAGAACGUGUUUCUCCUGAUCCCGGACACCUUCCGCUCUUACACGAGGCGUAGUAAGCUGAACGGCGGUCCUGGAAUCUUCAGCCCAUCUCCGCUGAGUCCCCUGAGCCCCUACAGUCCCCUCAACCCCCUCUCGCCCAUUGGCCCGUUCUCGGCGAUCGGUUCGCUGAAUCCCCUCAAUCCGGUUCCUCGGGUGUCGAGGAGGUACAACGAUCUCCGGACGAGCAGUCUUCGAGCUGUGGACAGCGUGUCCAAGACCCUUCUCGACCUGUUUUCGAACCGUGGUGGAGGAUCCAGGAGGUUGGCAGACACCAGACACGAAGAAUGAGCCAGAGACGUUGUGAAUGCGAAAGUAGUUUCCAACUAUUUGUGGAAGAAUGUGAGCUUUUACACCAGCAUGGGAUCAGGGAAGAAAUGAUCUCUAUUGAAGUAGGCGAGCCUGCAGUAGAAGCUUAUGAUGUAAAAAGAUCUUGCUGUCCAAGAAAACUGUUUUCGGGCCGUUUGAUCUCCUCCUACUUAUGCUUGAUGCUCCUCAAAGCAUUUUGAGCUAGGAUGUCAAAAAUUAUUAUUUGGAAGUUAGUUAAAUUUCCGCUAUCUGUGGGCUCACAUCGCUAGCCCUGUAAAAACAAAUUUGUGAAAAAAAAAAAAAAAACGACAACACCGCAAAACGUGUUUUGAGGAAUCGUAAAUCUGCCCGAAAUAAUAUUUUUAUGCCCUUCGAGCCUGGUGCAGAAUUUCGUCCACUUGAUAUUGUUUCAUUCUUGCUCAUUCUGUUCCAAAGAAGAAAUGUUAUUUAUUUUACCCCCAACUUUUAGCGUCUAUCACGUGUGAUUGUUUGUAGAACAAUAAAGGUUUUCUGACGCGAAUAAUUAUCAAUUUAAUCAAA
Ixodes scapularis (black-legged tick) is the source of this 2323-nucleotide messenger RNA. RefSeq lists its product as uncharacterized. The record is from RefSeq and is a predicted model, not a curated record. The transcript has 8 exons. Bases 347 to 1765 code for a protein of 472 amino acids. NCBI's taxonomy places the organism in Eukaryota, Metazoa, Arthropoda, Arachnida, Ixodida, Ixodidae.